Molecule: messenger RNA, 5837 nt
Organism: Anguilla rostrata (American eel)
Lineage: Eukaryota; Metazoa; Chordata; Actinopteri; Anguilliformes; Anguillidae
Product: DENN domain-containing protein 5A-like
Exons: 23
Coding region: 198-4055 (1285 amino acids)
Biological process (GO): retrograde transport, endosome to Golgi
Cellular component (GO): trans-Golgi network
Molecular function (GO): small GTPase binding; guanyl-nucleotide exchange factor activity
Source: RefSeq, a predicted model, not a curated record
CAGUUGCCCUGAGAGCUCACGGCACCGAGGAGGCAGAUGAAAACAGCUGUAUGCGAUUUCCCAAAAUGCAUUUCGGUUUCUUCUGUUGGCUUCAUUCUAUCCUGUCCACAGGGUUUAAUAUUGUGCCCAGAAUGCCAGCGCGAUGUGACUCCCGGAUCCCCUGAAAUGCGUUCAUUUCAAACUGAACCAGUCUCAAAAUGACCACCGGCUUCAGCUCCAACUCCUGUCGUUUCGCAGAUUAUUUUGUCAUCUGUGGACUCGACACCGAAACUGGGCUGGAACCAGAUGAACUGUCCGCAUUAUGCCAGUUUAUAACAAGCUCUAAAGGCACAGAUGGGCCCAGGGGCAGCUCGGUGACUGCCAAAGAAGGUGAGAAUUUUGAGCAGAGUCCGUUGAGGAGAACGUUUAAGUCCAAGGUUCUGGCGCACUACCCAGAGAAUGUGGAGUGGAGUCCAUUUGACCAGGAUGCUGUGGGCAUGCUCUGCAUGCCGAAGGGUCUGUCAUUCCGAACGCAGGUGGAUUCUCGCGAGCCACAGUUCCACUCCUUCAUCAUCACGCGGGAGGACGGCUCGCACACCUACGGCUCCGCCCUCACCUUCUACGAGGAGGUGACCAGCAAGCAGAUCUGCAGCGCCAUGCAGACUCUGUACCACAUGCACAACGCCGAGCAGUACGACAUCCUGCAGGCCCCUGUCACGCCCCCGGCCACAGCCGCUCAGGACCACACCCCCUGUAACACCCUCAGCCCCGCCUUCUCCCUGCAACGCUUCAACUCCUAUGACAUCACCUGCGACACACUGUACGUGUCCAAGUGCAUCUGCCUGCUGGCGCCUCUGCCGUUCCCGCAGGCCUGCCGCCAGGUGCUGGAGCAGUUGCACCGCGCGGUCUGCUCCCCUCAGCCGCCGCCCCUGCCGCUGGAGAGCUACAUCUACAACACCCUGUACGAGGUGCCGCUGCCGCCGGCGGGCCGCUCGCUCAAGUUCAGCGGCGUGUACGGGCCGAUCGUGUGCCAGCGGCCGAGCACCGCUGAGCUGCCGCUCUUUGACUUCCCCAUUGGGGAUGUCCUGGAGCUGCUGGGGGUGGAGAACCUGCUGCAGCUCUUCACCUGCACCCUGUUGGAGAUCCAGAUCCUGCUUUACUCCCAGCAUUACCAGAGGCUGAUGAUGGUGGCAGAGACAGUGACAGCGCUGAUGUUCCCAUUCCAGUGGCAGCAUGUCUAUGUGCCCAUCUUGCCCGCCUCGCUGCUGCACUUCCUGGACGCGCCCGUUCCGUACCUCAUGGGCCUGCACUCCAACGGCCAGGAAGACCGCUCCAACCUGGAGCUGCCCCAGGAGGCCAAUUUGUGCUUUGUGGACAUUGAUAACCACUCCAUUGAGCUGCCAGAGGACUUACCACAGUUCCCCAACAAGCUGGAGUUCAUCCAGGAGCUCUCUGAAGUGCUGCUGGAGUUUGGGACCCUCCCAGAGGGCAGGGGAUGCUACCAUGAGGGCGUGGCCAAGCACAGAAGCGUCCGGAACAAUGACGUGGACAAGUGCAAUGGUAACCUGGCGGGCUCGCCCCUCAGCUCCUACCUGCUGAAGGAGAACGAGACGAUGGCGCGGCUUCAGGCCCUGGUGAAGAGGACAGGAGUCAGCAUGGAGAGGGUAGAUGUUAAGGAAAAGACUGGCAGCAAUAAGGACCUGAAGGUUCUGUGUGACAAGGAGCAGCUAAAAAUGCACCAGUUGAACAUUCAUGUGCGAGAGGUCUUCGCUAACCGCUUCACACAGAUGUUUGCUGAUUAUGAGGUGUUUGUCAUCCAGCCCAGCCAGGAUAAGGAGUCCUGGUUCACCAACCGAGAACAGAUGCAGAACUUUGACAAGGCCUCCUUCCUGUCAGACCAGCCAGAGCCCUACCUCCCCUUUCUGUCGCGGUUCCUGGAGACGCAGAUGUUCGCCUCGUUCAUUGACUGUAAGAUCCUUUGCCACGAGGACGAGGAUAAAGAGCACGCCCUGCGUGUGUUUGACACGCGUGUGGAUAAGAUCCGCAUGCUGAAUGUGCGCACGCCCACCCUGCGCACCUCCAUGUACCAGAAAUGCACCAACAUGGAAGAGUCCGCAAAGGCCAUAGAGAUGCGGAUGUCCAAGAUGGACCACAUGGCUAUGCACCCCCAUCUGCUGGACAUGAAGAUUGGGCAGGGACGCUAUGAGCCGGGGUUCUUCCCUCAGCUACAGGCCGAUGUCCUGUCCUCUGGCCCCACCAGCAACAAGUGGGCCAAACGUAGCGCUCCAGCACAGUGGAGACGGAAGGACAGACAGAAGCAGCACGCUGAACACCUGUACCUGGACAAUGACCAAAGAGAGAAGUACAUCCAGGAGGCUCGGACUCUGGGCACCAUGAUCCGCCAGCCAAAACUUUCCAACCUGUCCCCCUCCGUCAUUGCACAGACCAACUGGAAGUUUGUGGAGGGGCUGCUGAAGGAGUGUAGAAACAAGACCAAGCGCAUGCUGGUGGAGAAGAUGGGGCGGGAGGCGGUGGAGCUGGGUCAUGGAGAGAUCAGCAUCACAGGCGUGGAGGAGAAUACACUCAUCGCCAGUCUCUGUGACCUGCUGGAACGAAUCUGGAGCCAUGGCCUGCAGGUCAAACAGGGCAAAUCGGCACUAUGGUCUCACCUUCUGCAUUAUCAGGAGAGCAAAGAGAAGAAGGAUGCCACACCUGCAGGCUCAGGGCUGCCAGGACUCAUCCAGGUCUCAGAGAGAAGGAAGUCAGAUCCUGGCAUCGCCAUGCCCCCCCUCAAAGUUUCCCUGAUCCAGGACAUGAGGCACAUCCAGAACAUGGGCGAGAUCAAGACCGAUGUGGGCAGGGCCAGGGCAUGGGUACGGCUCUCCAUGGAGAAGAAGCUGCUGUCCAAACACAUCAAACAGCUUUUGUCUGAUCAUGAGCUGACCAAGAAACUGUACAAGCGCUAUGCCUUUCUGCGUUGUGAUGAUGAGAUUGAGCAGUUUCUCUACCACCUUCUGUCCUUCAAUGCUGUGGACUACUUCUGCUUCACCAAUGUCUUCACUACUAUCAUGAUCCCGUACCAUGUCAUCGUCAUUCCCAGUAAGAAACUGGGAGGGUCCAUGUUCACCGCCAACCCUUGGCUUUGCGUUUCUGGGGAGCUGUCUGAAACUGGGGUGCUCCAAGUCCCCAAGAACAGUCUGGAGAUCACCUUUGAGUGUCAGAACCUGGGCAAGCUGACCACAGUGCAGAUGGGACAUGACAAUGCCGGGCUGUAUGCAAAGUGGCUGGUGGAGUGUGUCAUGGUGAGGAACGAGAUCACUGGACACACCUACAAAUUCCCGUGUGGGCGCUGGCUGGGGAAGGGUGUGGACGAUGGCAGCCUGGAGCGGGUGCUGGUGGGGGAGUUGACCACCCCCAGUGUGGAGAGUGAGGACCGUCUGUGCCGGACGCCUCCCAUGCAACAGUCCCCUGGAAUGAUUCGGAGGUUGGUCACCAUCUCACCAAGCAGUAAGCCAAAGUUAAAUACUGCCCAGAUCCAGGAGGGAGUAGGAGAAGCCAUCAAUGGCAUUGUGAAGCACUUCCACAAGCCAGAGAAGGAGAGGGGCAGUCUCACCCUGCUCCUGUGUGGAGAGUUUGGAUUGGUCUGGGCACUGGAGCAGGUGUUCCAGCAUGGGUUCAAAUCUCCACGUCUCUUCAAGAAUGUCUUCAUCUGGGACUUCCUCGAAAAGGCACAGACAUACUUUGAGAACCUGGAGCUGAAGGAGAUGUCACAGGAGGAAAACUGGGAGACCAGGGUGAAGAACUUCUGCCACGCCAUGCGUGCCAUCAGCAGCUCCCCCCGGAACAUUGGCAAGGACGGAAAGUUCCAGAUGCUGGUGUGUCUGGGAGUCAGGGAUCAUCUGCUGCAUCACUGGAUAGCCUUACUGGCAGACUGUCCAAUCACAGGACAGAUGUAUGAAGACUCGGCCUUCGUAAAGGACCACACCCUGGUGAACUCUCUAAUCAGGGUGCUGCAGACUUUACAGGAGUUCAACAUCACUCUGGAGGCAUCACUGGUCAAAGGCAUAAGUAUUUAGCCUGCAAUGCACCUGUUGAGCCUGGACCAGCAAGAAUUACAGAGACUUUCACAGAACAACCAUUUUUAUGGACACAUUGAUUUGAGCAAAGGAAAAAUGGCUUAUUUUAAAUCUACUGAUACAUUUGCCAUCAAUUAAGUGCAAUGAACCUAAUGUGUCAUUAUUUUUAUCCUCAACGACAUGCGGUUGGACUUUUAAAACACGUUUUCUAUUAUUAUUCUUCAUUUUUAUUUUUUGUGAAAACACCCCAUCUGUGCUAUACUGUAUUAAUGAAAGCCAAGAUUUCUGUUGUUGUAAAUUUCUAGUAAUAGCUAUAUUUAAGAAGAAAGCAAGGACAAGAAAGAUAAUAUAUUUUCAGAAUGAAUCAGUAUUAUUUCAAUAUGUCUAUUGAGUUGAUUGCUCUGUUUUUAAAGCGUUAAGGCUACCAGUCAUACUGCAGAGCUGUAAGCAAAUGAUGUAGAAGUAUGCUUUAUAAGUAUUAUUGACAGGAAAGAAUGGUUUUUUUAAUUUUUUUAAAAGGAAAGAAACAAACAUUUCAAAUAGUUUUAUAUAUCUUCCAAUAGCAAUGUUUUAUGCAGAUAGGCUUGAAAAAGAAGUGUCCAAACUUGAACAUAUCAUGCUACUUGCUCUGAAAAAUAGCAACCUUCAGCCAUCAGUAAAGGUAAUGUAGCAGGAAUUCCUGUUGCACAAUUGAAGCAGUAGUAAGCCAUUGUCAUAAAAUGAUGCUUCAGAGUUCCAGCCAACUUUAUAAUGGAAUGCUUUUGUGUAGCCCUGCAGGCUGACCGUGCUCUGCCCCUUUCAGGUUACAAGCAUCAAAGCUCCUGGCAUACAGCAUACGUACCUGUACAUGUAAAUACCUCUAACCAAUUAAACCCUUACAUUCAGCCCUGCUAUACUCUGGGAUUUGCUGACCUUGCAAUGACAUUCCAUGAAGGAGACUAUAGGUAAUAUAUGCAAGCAUGGUCUCAGCUAGACUUCAGUGUUGCCAUGUUACAAUGGUCAAAGAUACCCUGUUCCUUGGAUACUUUUUAUUUAUUUAUCAGGACUACAUUACAAAUUUGUGAAGUGUCAGAACAUAAAAGGAAGACCAAGUUCCUGGCCACUGUUUUAAAUCAGCAGAAGGACCGCCCGGUUCACAUACAAAACUAAACAUUUUGUAUUACUUUUCACUUUUCCCAGUCAACCCAAAUUCCAUUGCUGCUGUUUUGCUAUGCAAUACUUACUGCAUGAAAGUAAAGGUAAACCAAUGAAUUUAGAGCAAAAUUGUGAAAAUAGUUACUGUUUCAGGAACAGCACAUUACAGUGUGGUAACAUUACUGUUUAACAAAAUGCCAAUGUGCAUGUGAACCUUUCAUCCUUCAGUAAUUGGAUGGGGCUUCACUUGCGUAAAUAUGAAUGCCAUGAGAUUCUUGGGAGCUUUUUUAAAAUGAAGUUUUGUUUAGUUGGCCUAUAUUUCUUGACAGACCUGUGUCAUGUAUGUUAGUGUAACAUGAGUAAUCGUGUAUAGUGUAUAAAAUGUAUUGAAUGAAACAUCUCUGUAUGCAAAAGUGUACUGUAUAUUUUUACAACCAAAAAGAGGAUUUGCUUUCGUAGGUAGAUUGUAAUUAACAUCGAUAACGUUGUCUGGGAAAGUUUAUUAGGUGUGAUUUACAUCUGGUUAACUGCUCUUGAACACAUUCUGUGUAAGAAUUGUAGCUCUGUAACCUAAUGGGCAGUUAUGUGUAGUUAUUCUUGUAUUUGAGCUCUUCUCAUUAAUAAACGGUAUACAUUUUCUAACUAAAA